GCCCCGGCAGAGGCGAGAGCUCGAGCGGUCGAGGAAGAAAAAAGCGGGCGGAGCGCGCGGCAAGAGCAACGGAAAAUGCCGAAUAAAAGCAAGAAAGACAAGGAACCCAAUAAAUCCAGCAAGAGCUCCAAGAGCGGCAGCAAGGAUGGCGCCGAGAACACUGAAGAGGUUCAGCAGCAGCCAGCUGCAAACAAACGUCCCAGUAACAGUGCUCCCCCUCAAACCCAACUCAAUAAAAUCAAGUACUCUGGAGGGCCUCAGAUUGUGAAGAAAGAGAGACGUCAAAGUUCAUCUCGCUUCAACCUGGCUAAAAAUAGAGAACUUCAGAAACUGCCAGCACUUAAAGACGCACAGACUCAUGAGAGGGAAGAGCUGUUUGUUCAGAAGUUACGACAAUGCUGCGUCCUCUUCGAUUUUGUCUCUGACCCUCUCAGUGACCUCAAAUACAAAGAGGUGAAACGUGCAGGUUUGAACGAGAUGGUGGAAUAUAUCACGCACAACCGAGAUGUCAUUACAGAGGCUAUUUACCCUGAGGCUGUUAUUAUGUUUUCAAUAAAUUUAUUCAGGACAUUGCCACCAUCAUCUAACCCCACUGGGGCAGAAUUUGAUCCAGAAGAAGAUGAGCCCACACUUGAGGCUGCCUGGCCACAUCUCCAGCUGGUCUACGAAUUUUUCCUGAGGUUCCUAGAGUGCGCCGAUUUUCAACCAAAUGUAGCAAAAAAGUAUGUUGACCAGAAAUUUGUCCUAUCGCUGUUGGAAUUGUUUGAUAGUGAGGAUCCAAGGGAGAGAGAUUUCCUCAAGACUAUUCUUCAUAGAAUCUAUGGCAAGUUCCUGGGCUUGAGGGCAUACAUCCGGAGACAAAUCAAUAAUAUCUUUUACAGGUUUAUAUAUGAAACUGAACACCAUAAUGGGAUUGCAGAGCUUCUAGAAAUUUUGGGCAGUAUCAUCAAUGGGUUUGCAUUACCUUUGAAAGAAGAGCAUAAAAUGUUCCUGAUCAGAGUAUUACUGCCAUUGCACAAAGUGAAAAGUCUCAGCGUCUACCAUCCACAGCUUGCCUACUGUGUGGUGCAGUUCCUUGAGAAAGACAGCAGCCUGACAGAGCCGGUGAUCGUAGGUUUGCUCAAGUUCUGGCCGAAAACACACAGUCCAAAGGAAGUGAUGUUUCUGAACGAACUGGAAGAAAUUCUUGACGUCAUCGAACCCUCAGAAUUUGUGAAAGUAAUGGAGCCACUUUUCCGACAACUUGCUAAAUGUGUUUCCAGUCCGCACUUUCAGGUGGCAGAGCGAGCUUUGUAUUAUUGGAACAAUGAGUAUAUCAUGAGUUUGAUCAGUGAUAAUGCUGCCAGGAUCCUCCCUAUAAUGUUCCCUGCACUUUACAAAAACUCUAAAAGUCACUGGAACAAGACAAUCCAUGGAUUGAUUUACAAUGCAUUGAAGCUAUUCAUGGAGAUGAAUCAGAAGUUGUUUGAUGAUUGCACUCAACAGUACAAAGCAGAGAAACAGAAGGAGAAAUUCAAACUUAAAGAGCGUGAGGAGAUCUGGCAAAAAAUAGAGGAUCUGGCUCAACAUAAUCCUCAGUCCAGUGCGUACACUGAGUGCUCAGCUAUCAGCCCCGUGUUCUCCAUGGAGACAGAGACUCCCACUACCGAGGAUAUCCAGCUGCUGAAGAAGGCUGUAGAGACUGAGGCUGUUCAGGUGAAGAAGGAAAUAAAGAAAGAGAAGGCUUUAUUACGCCGGAAGUCAGACCUGCCUCAGGAUGUGUACACUAUAAAGGCCCUUGAAGCACACAAGCGGCCAGAGGAGUACCUCAGCUCGAACCAGGAGGCUCUCUGACGGGCUCCAGUCCCAGGAUGUUAGCAGAGCCGCUCUCUGUCAGUGUAAAGCAUAGAAUGAACUGUUGAUCAGUGUUUAUGUAAAGCUGCAUCCAUUCUUUUGUAACCUGCUUCUUUUAAGUUUUCCCCCUUUGCUGUUGUUUCUCCCCCGAACCCACCACCCAAGUCAGUUUCUGUCUGUCGGUUGGAUUGGUUUAUGUUGGACCAAGGUGGAAUAAAAACACAGUGGACAAUAUCAAGCCUAAAACACCCAGAGACAGAAAAAAAGGAAACAGCUGCAAAUGCCCAGAGAUGAUGUGGCCUCCACUCUCCCCUGUGACUGUGUCUAGUCUAGGGGUGACCUGCACUCUCCCCUGUGACUGUGUCUAUCCUAGGAGGUGGCCUGCACUCUCCCCUGUGACUGUGUCUAGUCUAGGGGGUGACCUUUACUGCCCCUGCGACUGUGUCUAGUCUAGGGGUGACCUGCACUCUCCCCUGUGACUGUGUCUAGUCUAGGGGGAGGCCUGCACUCUCCCCUGUGUCUAGUCUACGGGGUGACCUGCAUUCUCCCCUGUGACUGUGUUUAGUCUAGGGGGUGACCUGCACUCUCCCCUGUGUCUAGUCUAGGGGGUGGCCUGCACUCUCCCCUGCGACUGUGUCUAGUCUAGGGGGUGGCCUGCACUCUACUUUGUGUCUAGUCUAGGAGGUGACCUGCACUCUCCUCUGUGACUGUGUCUAGCCGAGAGGUGGCCUGCACUCCCCUGUGUCUAGUCUAGGGGGUGACCUGCACUCUCCCCUGUGACUGAGUCUAGUCUAGGGUGUGGCCUGCACUCUCCCCUGUGUCUAGUCUUGGGGGGUGACCUGCACUCUCCCCGUGACUGUAUCUAGCCGAGAGGUGACCUGCACUCUCCCAUGUGUCUAGUCUAGGGGGUGACCUGCACUCUCCCCUGUGACUGUGUCUAGCCGAGAGGUGACCUGCACUCUCCCAUGUGUCUAGUCUAGGGGGUGACCUGCACUCUCCCCUGUGACUGUGUCUAGUCUAGGGGGAGGCCUGCACUCCCCUGUGACUGUGUCUAGUCCAGGGGGUGACCUGCACUCUCCCCAGUGACUGUAUCUAGUCGAGGGUGUGGCCUGCACUCUCCCCUGUGACUGUGUCUAGUCGAGGGUGUGGCCUGCACUCUCCCCUGUGACUGUGUCUAGUCUAGGGGGAGGCCUGUACUCUCCCCUGUGACUGUGUCUAACCGAGAGGUGGCCUGUACUCUCCCUGUGACUGUGUCUAGUCUAGGGGUGGCCUGUACUCUCCCCUGUGACUGUGUCUAGUCUAGGGGUGGCCUGUACUCUCCCCUGUGACUGUGUCUAGUCUAGGGGUGGCCUGUACUCUCCCCUGUGACUGUGUCUAGCCUAGGGGUGGCCUGUACUCUCCCCUGUGACUGUGUCUAGUCUAGGGGGUGACCUUUACUGUCCUUGUGACUGUGUCUAGCCUAGGGGUGGCCUGUACUCUCCCCUGUGACUGUGUCUAGUCUAGGGGUGGCCUGCACUCUCCCCUGUGACUGUGUCUAGUCUAGGGGGUGACCUUUACUGUCCCUGUGACUGUGUCUAGUCUAGGGGUGGCCUGCACUCUCCCCAGUGACUGUGUCUAGUCUAGGGGGUGACCUUUACUGUCCCUGUGACUGUGUCUAGCCUAGGGGUGGCCUGCACUCUCCCCAGUGACUGUGUCUAGUCUAGGGGGUGACCUUUACUGUCCCUGUGACUGUGUCUAGCCUAGGUGGAGGCCUGCACUCUCCCCAGUGACUGUGUCUAGCCCGGGGGUGGCCUGCACUCUCCCCUGUGACUGUGUCUAGCCGAGAGGUGGCCAGCAUUCUCCCCUGUGUCUAGUCUAGGGGGUGGCCUGCGCUCUCCCCAGUAACUGUGUCUAGUCUAGGGGGUGACCUUUACUGUCCCUGUGACUGUGUCUACCUAGGGGUGGCCUGCACUCUCCCCUGUGACUGUGUCUAGUCUAGGGGUGGCUUGCACUCUCCCCUGUGACUGUGUUUAAUCUAGGGGUUGACCUGCACUCUCCCCUGUGACCGUGUCUAGCCGAGAGGUGGCCUGCACUCUCCCCAGUGACUGUGUCUAGUCUAGGGGGUGACCUUUACUGUCCCUGUGACUGUGUCUAGCCUAGGGGGUAGCCUGUACUCUCCCCUGCAACAGUGUCUAAUCUGCGGGUUGUCUACACUGUCUCUGUGACAGUAUCUAGUCUAGAGUUUACCCUCACUGACUGUCCAGCCAUCCACCUCUGACUUUAUUGUGGGUUGAGUAGCCCAUUGUCUGUUGAGAAUUGAAUGAUUUUGUUUUGUACAAAUUAAUGUAAAGGCUGAAAUGUAGAUUUGCAGAGCUGGCAUUGAGUACCUGGCAGUGCUCAGUGCUCUUUUUGUAUUCUGUUAUGCUUCUCUCAGGUUUCACCCUUUCUCUCCUAAAGGGUUUUGCCUAGUGCUGUAGUAUGAUUCUACAGGUGUCUGCUAUCCUCUAGUCCCUCGCCAAGUGCAAAAGCAGCCAUUUAGUGCAGUCAGGCUGUUUGACCAUAGGAUUCAUCGCAAUCUGCCCUGUCUACCACAGCACUUUUCGGGAUAGCAAGUGGGAGAAGCAUGGCUGAUAUACCCAUUACUAACCCAGGAGAACAAAAGUCAAUUGUUUCUACCCAACCGUAGCUUCACUGCAGAGGGAACUGAAACAUUCUGUACAUCUCAACACCACAGCAGUCAAUGCAGCCCGUCUGUGAUCAGCCUGUCUGAACAGGGUGAAGUUCCGUUUGUAGGGCGACGCACUCUGGCAUACAAUUGAGUUCGUUUGCCUUGUCAUUUGUGGCUUACUUUGCUGUUUAUUUUUUACCCUUUUUGUGCAAUCAACAGCUGUGUAACAUUCAAUGAAUGAUGGAUAUAUGAAUAUAACAUUGAAAUACUUCAGUGCGUGACAAUGAUCGUCCUUGAAAUCCAGCACAAGUAUUUCCCUUCCUGCAGUGCUUGUAUUGAAGUGCCGUACUGACCACAGUACCAGGUUAUCCCUAUGGCAACACUUACAGAAAGUGAAAUUGCCUUUUGUGGGUUUUUUGUUUAAAUUUUGUUUUAACAAGCACUCAUAAUUAUGAGGAUUGUACCCUGGGACAUUGCAGGUGUGAGCAGUCUUGCCAGCUUCUUCCAACCUGUUGAGCUACCAGGUUUCUUUCCCACUAAUGAAAAUAAAGCACUUGGUAUUAUGCGAUUUUUUUCUCUUAACAGAAUCAUGUCAAAGUAUUGAGUGGAGUGACAAAGACUGUUUCAUUAAAGUAACAUCAUAUUAACACCAGGCUGGAACAGAGGCUGAAAGCAUCCAAUUGUUGCAGAGUCCCUGGGCUCUGGUGAAAAAUACAGGUAUAGAGGCUGCCACAGAGUGGGGGAUUGUCCUCAUCUGCCAAAUCGUGGAUCUGUGUUUCGACAUAUAAUGGGAAUAAUGGCCAUUUUUACGUUGGGUGUGUCGGAGUGGAUUUCCAGAGCUCGUUGCUGUUUUAUACAUGUAGCGCCAAUAAAAUGGAGUGUGUAUUUCAUCUGCUGAAACUGAAUGGGAGUCCUGGGUUUGUUUGGGGGGUGGAGGUGGAGUCUCUAAUUAGACCUGGUUUGCAUCCUAGUCCCACACACACUUUCCCUCCCACUUUGGCACCAAGGUUCUGUUCACUUGCUUUCUGAGAGCAUCAUGAAACUAGACAGCCAAUAUGGUGGAAUGUUUCAAUGUGGCAGGGUGGUAGCUGAUGGCAGGUAGUAGUGGGAACCUUUACUGGUUUUAUCCUCAUCUCUGUUCUGGUCAUUGAGAUCAGCUGUUAUACGUUUUUCUCUUUCAUUCCUUUUCUGUUAGUCUGAUAAGCCUACAGCACAAACCAGUGUGGUUUCACAUCAAGUGGAACAUUCAAGCCCAGUAAAAUUAACACAUUCUUUAUUAUAACACUAAAAAUAUGUUAUUUAAAUUAAGGGCUCAAUGCACCACUAGGUGAGAUACUGAGAUAUAGACUUGGGUGGUCAUGGACUCUAUUCUUUACUUUGGGUGAGUUAGCUGUACCAGUCAGGCUAUCCAUACAGUAUUCAGCAUCCAUAAAGAUGCUUAUUAAAUAGUACAUCAAAUACACAACAAUAUUGCUCUCCAAUUUUUCUCCAUUUUGAUCCCAAUAUCCAUUGUAUGUAUUGGAAGAAUGAAUCUACACUGCCCCAGCAACCACUAAUGACUAUUAGUGACUACCUGGCUUCGUUGGUAAUGCUUUCUCGGAGUGGUUGUGGUUUCAGGCCCUGCUUGGGCAGAAUAGAGUUAUUUCAUUGCAGGCCCAUUUCAGGUACGAGGGCUGAUAUGGGUGAUUGGGGUGGGGAGGUGGAGGGUUAGCGGCUUAGUGUCGGCAAUAAUGCACUGUCGGUAUUGCUGUUACUUGGAUUUGAUAUUGGAAGUUGGUUAGGUAGUGAUAUUAUUACAAGAAAGCUGGUUUUAAAGGGGAAAACCACAUAGGAGAAAAAAAGCAUCAAAAGAGAGAAAAAGGAAUGAUGUAGGUUGCCCUAGGGAUCUGUGCUGGGGCCUCUGUUUAACAUUUAUAUAAAAAUGAUUUGACUGCAAGCACAGGAAGAACUAUCUCUAAGAUUGCGGAUGCUAAAUUAGGGACCUGGCAAAUUGUGGCAGGCAGAAAUAGGCCAGCAGAGUGGGCAGACAGGUGACAUGUCGAAAAACAUCAAGUUUAAAUUUGGGUAAAAGUCAUUGACCAAAAAUACAGCCUAAAUGAUAAGAUUGUGGCAAAAUGAGUACAGAUAAAGCAAUCUUUAUAAAUGGGCAAAAAGUCAAAUGAAAUUCUGGGUUUUAUAUAUGAGAUAUGAAUGUAAUAGGAAGUGAUGCUGAAUUUACACAAGAGGUUGGUUAGGUCAAGGCUGGAGUAUUAUGUGCAGUUUGGGCACCCCAUUAUAGGAAGGGUUUCUGGAAUGCUUCAGCUUUUUCCUCACCAGGAUCGUUAGGAUGUAGAGGCAACCCAGCUUUCAUAGCCCAGUGGAAGAGGCUGCCACAUUGCUCCGUUUGCAACACAUUAGACCAUUCUUGAGCAGCUCUGGCGCAAACACACAUUUUGAGGUUGUAGCCCUCUCUUCACUGCACAAAACAGUAACUACUGACCCAUGGGAAACGGGUAGAAAUCAUCUGGCAGCCUCAUGGUGAAGCUUUACUGGCCUGGGGGCUAUGGAGACCAUCUGGCAGUCUGUUGGUGAAGCUUUACUGAACCAGGGUUGAAGAUAUCCUGCAGUCUGCUAGUGAAGCUUUACUGAGCUGGGGUUGAAGUUCGCCUUCAGUCUGAUAGUGUAGUUUUACUGAUCUCAUUGCUCACUGCUGUCUCCAGUCUGCCCUAUUAGAUAAUUGUUUUAUAGAGUAUUUUUACCAGCCUAUCUUUGCCAUGUAAUCAUUCAGUAAUUCUGUGUAGGGUCAUUUGUGCAGAGGAGGGGUUUGGAAAUAAAGCAAUUAAUUUUUUUUUUACUCUUACUGUAGUAAACCGAAGGUUAUGCCAGUUUUAAAUUUGUUUUGUCAAGCAUCAAAUCAUUUUUUGUAUUUAAAAGUGGAAUAACCACACUCUUCAUUAACCAAUGUAAGAACUUGAGGUAUCAUGACGGUGUCUGGGAUAAAUCUUGACAGAAACCUUUUCCUAAAUGCUCAUACAGCUUGUACUUUUCAGUCACGUAUUCCGGUUAUAUCACUUCUUGUUGGGACAAGGUAGCCAUGUUUCAGUACAGAUUUACCAGCGUCAGUGGAGUGAAUCUUGUAAAAAAGGUCUAGUUGCAGGUUUAUCUGGGGCCAAGGAAAUUCAGCUUUGGGAUUCAGACCACCCUGGAGUCCAUUCCUCCUCUCUUCUCCCCCCCCCCCCUCCCCAAUUUAUACAGCUGGUUCCCUGCCUCUGACUGCCAUUCAUUCAUUGUUGGUACCUGGCAUGAUCCACCAUACAGGAAUUGGAGGUUCAUUUUCACUGAUAAAUUUCUUUUGCUUCCCAGUGUCUUCCUCUCCUGAAUAUGGAUGUUUCUUGCUGAGGUAUGGUUCUCAGAGCUCACUCAGCAGGUGGCUAUUUCUUGUUCGUGAGCCUAGACAGGCUGGUAGUGUGCACACUACACGCCCUGUCCCAGAUUCUCAGUUCCAACAUAUGGAGCUCAUUGGAAGGACAUUUGUAAUAGUACUGACCUGGUUUUCAUGAAGUUGUGUUUUUGGAAUUUGCUUCAAGCAUUGACGGGACUCAAGGGUGGUCUGAAUCCCAAAGCUGAAUCUGGAACAAGAUUUUUUUUUUACAAGACGCACUCUACUGACCCUGGUGUACUGAUGAAAACAGCUGCCCUGAGUCCCUGAUUACCUCUUGUCCCUCCAGAAUAGAUGGAGAAUGGGAAUUCAGCAAUGAGCAGGCUUCAGUAAAGAACUUCUAGGACCGACUGGUCGAGGGGAUCUUAAAAUUAUAGAAUCUUGUUAAAGAUUUAUCUGGGAGCAGUGAAGUGGUUCAUGCUGAAGCCACUGGAGCAGAUUGCUUAAAUUGGGAUGUAAAAUGAACAGGAAAUGAAUCUUAAUUGUUCCAGUGAGAUUGUAACUGUUGCUUGAAAGAGCUUUUGGUUCUGCUGGGAAAGCUGAACAGAGAUGAGAGGUGUGUUCAGUUAUAACAGUUCUGAGUUGCUGCCGGAAUGGAAUGUUGUACCGGGCAUGAGGAAAACUCUCAGUGAAGAACUUGUAAUGGUAGACAGGCAUCAUGCACCAGUAAUUACACCCCUGGAGGGAAGUAAGCAAGUAGCAACUGCUUUAAAAGAACCAAAAUCUAUAAAAGUGAUUGGGGCAGCAGAUGUGAUCCUCAUCCCAGAAUGGUUUAAGAGGCACCAGAAAUGUAAGUUUUUAUCAGCUAGAUAUUGGAUGCCCCCACCCCCUACCCACUGUCAAUGCUGCAGAGCUCUUUUUGUGGAUGUGCAGCUUUGAAAGAACAAUGAAUCUGGUCUGCAGUAAAUCUAACCUUGCCUCCCCUCCCCAACCUCUAUGAACUGGGCACUGCUUUUCAAAUCUGUAUCCAUUGGAGAGUGAAGUAAAUAUUCCAGCCUCUUCCCAUUUCACUCAAUCAGUUUCUAGGAGAGGAACUGUUUGUCAGCCUCUGAAUCAGUCAUAGAAAGGGAGUUGCCAUAACCAGAGGUUGCCAGUCUCUCACUCCGCUUUGAUGUAAAUUUUAUGCUUGGCUUGUUUAAGUACAAUGGAAAACUAAGCAAUAUGUUAUAAUCAGAUAUCUCUUGGAGCAUAUACAAUGUCGAUGAAUCCUUACUAGGCUUGUUCAGGGAGCUUGUAUACAAUGUUGCACAUAUUCAUGUACUGUAUACUGUUGUACCACUGAGGGUUGUAAAAGAAAAACCCCUCUUGUCUCAGCCUCCUCCCAACCCUACCACCAAAUACAAAUGUAAAGCCUGUGGUAA
This is a messenger RNA of Carcharodon carcharias (great white shark), 9259 nucleotides long. RefSeq names its product protein phosphatase 2, regulatory subunit B', delta (gene ppp2r5d). NCBI's taxonomy places the organism in Eukaryota, Metazoa, Chordata, Chondrichthyes, Lamniformes, Lamnidae. Gene Ontology annotation, molecular function: protein phosphatase activator activity. The transcript has 16 exons. Gene Ontology annotation, biological process: signal transduction; protein dephosphorylation. Gene Ontology annotation, cellular component: cytosol; nucleus; protein phosphatase type 2A complex. The coding region runs from base 76 to 1833 and encodes 585 amino acids. The record is from RefSeq and is a predicted model, not a curated record.